AUGGAGCAAGCUCGAUAUUGGAUGUGGGCUAAGAGGAAACAGUGUCUGACCUCUUCUGGUGAUUCAUGGGAAGAACAAGCCUUUGCAGAAGACUCUUCUGGUCCUCUUGGUGGAUGUAUAUGGCCUCCCAGAUCUUAUUCUUGCAGUUUCUGUAGAAGAGAAUUCAGGUCAGCUCAAGCCCUAGGUGGUCAUAUGAAUGUCCACAGAAGGGACAGGGCAAGACUCAAACAAUCUCCUACUGAAAUUCUUAAUCAUGAUCAGAUUAGUAUUCCUCCUUGUACAUCUCUUGGUGGUGCUGCCUCUGGUUCACAAUACCCACCAACAACUAAGGUUUGCACUUCUUUCUAUAAUAAUCCCAACCCUAACAACACUACUAACACAGCUAUUGUUGUUGCAUCAUCUGAACCAUCACCUUCUAGGGUUUCAGUACCAUCCAGUACUAAACAGACCUUGAUCUUUCCUUCCUAUUCUUCCUCUUCUUCCAUUUUCUCUCCACCUCAAUCGUGGUCCGAUUCCGUUGCCUUUAGGGUUUUCUCCGAAUUGGAUUCGAAGGAGAUUGAAGGAGUGAAGAAUUUGAAUAUACCAAAGAAUUUCAAUUUAGUUUUCCAUCAAAGCCAACUAGAUGGAUCAGGUGGUGGUGGUGGUGAGAAGGAUGAUGAUGUGGAGGAGGAGAGAGGUUUCAUUAGAAAGAGACAGAGAAGUGAUGAUGAAUCAUCCUUGCCUUUCUUCCUCUUCAAUUCAAGUUCAGUUGAUAGACAUCAUCAUCAUCUCCAAUCAGAGGUGCUUGGACUUGGUAAGAAUUCCAUGGAGGAUUUAGAUCUUGAACUGCGGCUUGGUGAUGGCCCCAAGGUGAAGUAG
This is a messenger RNA of Telopea speciosissima, 858 nucleotides long. RefSeq names its product zinc finger protein 10. The transcript has a single exon. Bases 1 to 858 code for a protein of 285 amino acids. The record is from RefSeq and is a predicted model, not a curated record. Lineage: Eukaryota; Viridiplantae; Streptophyta; Magnoliopsida; Proteales; Proteaceae.